Molecule: messenger RNA, 3046 nt
Organism: Sphaeramia orbicularis (orbiculate cardinalfish)
Lineage: Eukaryota; Metazoa; Chordata; Actinopteri; Kurtiformes; Apogonidae
Gene: il12rb2l
Product: interleukin 12 receptor, beta 2a, like
Exons: 15
Coding region: 128-2215 (695 amino acids)
Molecular function (GO): protein binding
Source: RefSeq, a predicted model, not a curated record
UCACAGUUGAGCCAUCGUGUCAUCGUGAGCCACAACACAAACCUACGUGUUGUGAACUUUACAGGAUGACCGGAGGGAACCUCAGUCUUUCUCGUAAUGAGACACUAGAGGCCUGGGUUCCAAUGUAAUGGCCACAUUUCGGACAGGAUGGCUUCUGUCCAUCUUGCUAGCCAACUUGGCAAACUGUUCUCCUCAUGCAGGUCGUCCUGUGCCCCCCUCUCAUGUCAGUUGCCAUAUCCCAUGUAAUGAGAAUAGCUGUGAUGUAGAUAUCCACUGCUUUUGGGAUCAGCCAGACCUACAGCCCAACACAACCUACAGCCUGCACUGGGAAUCAGCUGGCCGAGAGAAGAGUGGAAAUAGUUCAAAUGGGUUGAUCCAGCGUGAACACUUUUCUAGCCACAGUAAACUGCGCGUUUGGGUCCAGGCUAAGAACCAGUAUGGGUCUGAGAAGUCUCCUGAAGUUGUGUUCAACAACACAGCAGAUAUCAUUAAGCCACACCCUCCCAAAGACAUAUUAAGCUAUCAGGAGCCGUUGGAGAUUGAGUGGAAGUCAACUUGUGAACAGCUGCAGCUCUCUGUUGGAAACUGUGAAGUCCGACAUCAGGCUGAGACAGACCAAGCCUGGAUUCAGCAGGAUGAGGGUGGAAUUUCUGCCAACUAUGCUUUGGAGAAUUCCCAGCCCUGCACAGUUUAUGCAUUUCAAGUUCGUUGUGCAUGUAACAUAGGCUUGAUGAGUGACUGGAGUGAGACGCAUAGAAUAAAGAGAGCAGAAAGAGCUCCUAUUGGAAAGGUGGAUGUUUGGAGGGACUGUGGGAUAUCACCCACAAGCUCUGAUUGCAUCCUCACCUGGAAGAGGCUUCCUAUCUCUCAUGCCUGCGGUGACAUUCUAGGUUAUGAAGUCAGGUUAUUUUACAAUAGUAGCACGGAAAAGCUCUUGAAUGAGCCUGCUGCUGAGCCAAUGGUCCAUUUGGUGUGUGAUGAGAUGCAGUGCCACCUCAACUACUCCUUAAAGGGCGUCUCAUCAGUCAAUGUAUCUGCUUACAAUGCUCUUGGUGCCACGUUUCCAACUCAUCUAGAUUUGCCAAUGUCAGGAGAAGAGAAUAAUGACCAAGCUAUUGAAUUGGAGAUGAAAGAGAAGAGCCUCACUGUGUCCUGGGAUGUAACCUCUCAGCUCUCUGACAACCUGAAGGAAUAUGUGGUGCAAUACAAACAAGCAGGCAGCCCUCUGGGUGAAGGAUUUGAUUGGGUUAGAGUGGAAAAAAGCCAGAGAACAGGAGUAUUUAAAGGUCAAUUUAAGAAGUACACACCUUACCAAGUAUCUCUGUUUACUGAAUUACACAGCGGGAAGGGCCGUUACCUUUCUUCAAAUAUUGCACAUUUUGUUCAAGGAAGCCCAUCCAGAGUGCGAUCUUUUAAAGUACUUUCCAGCAGUUCCACUCAUGUCACCUUAUUUUGGGAGCCUGUUCUGAUGUCCAAGCAGAAUGGAGUGACACCGUACUACCAAAUAGGAGUAAACCAGCAAAAUGUGUACACUGUAAGUGCUUACCCACAGCACAAAAACAGGACUUAUGAGCUGCCAAAUCUCACUCAAGGCCAGGAAUAUGAGGCUUGGAUUAGAGCUGUAAAUGGAGCUGGACCUGGACCCAAUACUACCACACAUUUCAAUACAGAACGCAAUGAGGCCUACCUCAUAAUUGUCCUGUGGGCGAUUGUUGUUAUUGUAAUCAUUAUUCCACUUGCAGUACUUGUUUUUUUCAGAUGUCCACUAGUGCCGUCUUUCUUGCAUGAAAAAGUCCCAGAUCCCAGAAAUAGCCACAUCUUCUGCCAGAUGACGCACCAGAGUAAUGACUUCCUUCCUUGGAUCUGUAUUCCCGUCCAUGAGCCACAUCCCAAAAUCUCUUUGUUGGAAGUAGUGGAAAUUCCACCAUGGGCUUCCCGGUCCCCACAGGAGACAACCUCCCAAACUGACGGAUUAACCAGACCGUUGGUGGGAAAUGGAAAUAAUGAGACAGACAAUGCCCUCCCAGAGGAGAGUGAAACGAUACACCACAAAUAUGGAAGAGAGGAAUACAGUAAAAUGGUUGACUCCGAUGAGGAAAGGGACAAGGAAAAUGAGGAGGAAGGGGCUGAUUCUUGGAGCUGUACAGAGGAAGAUCUUUUGUCUGGAUACGAAAAACACUUUAUGCCAACUGUUUUAGAAAUAUUGGAAGUUUGAUGAUGUCUUCGUAUUUUCAGCCAUUUACUGAAAGUUUUUUUUAUGUGGACAGGAAUGAAGAAACUGUUAACUCUCUGUUGGUCAACUCAGGUUACUGACAACUGGUGACUGAAAAUAGUGGUCAGGCAGUCGCUGUCUACCUUGGCUGUGACUAUAUGCACCUUUUUUGUACUGCUUUCGGCAAGUUUAGUUUUGGUUUUUAUCAUUAUGUACACUUGAAUUUUUCUUUUGCUCUUAUUUUAAGUCUUGGUUUAAGAUUAUAAAAAACAGAUAAAAACAACAAAAGUGGAUAAAAAAAGUGACAAAUGGAUCAUCCAUGCAUUCAUUAUUUGUUGUGGGCAUUGAUACAAAUUCAUGUAGAAGUUUAAAUGUACAGUCAGGAAAGCACAAGUAUUUUAUUUGAAUGAGUAAAAGUAUGUAUUAUUCUUAGAGAUUUUUUUUUUUUUUUUUUUUCCAAAAAGGUACGUUUUACCCUACUUUGGCAGUGGGUUUAGGUUAUAAAAUGGUCAUAGAAACAGUCAAGUGUUUCCCAUACUUUAAAACCAUCAAUGUGAUAAGCUAUGCUCUUUAUUGUCUCUCAUAUGAGAUUUGACGUGUAUGAAAUGGAUCUGUGAAUCACAAAAUUACCCAACUACUUCAGAACUGCAAAACUUAAAGGAGACUGGAUCUUUUUAUUUCAAUGAACAUAUAUAAUUUCAGGUGCUAUUAUAUUUCAGGUAAAUGUUUUAUUUCCCCCUCCAGUGUUUGAUUCUAAUAAAUACAAUGAAAGUUUAAAUGUUUAACUGUUUUAGGUAUUUGAAUGAAUAAAAUAUUUUCAUAUUUUUCUUAAGA